Messenger RNA from Bacillus rossius redtenbacheri, 1301 nucleotides. RefSeq lists its product as uncharacterized. The record is from RefSeq and is a predicted model, not a curated record. The transcript is spliced from 3 exons. NCBI's taxonomy places the organism in Eukaryota, Metazoa, Arthropoda, Insecta, Phasmatodea, Bacillidae. The coding region runs from base 89 to 457 and encodes 122 amino acids.
GCGAUCUCUGCGACAAAGCACGGUCUGUGUUUGUUGUUGCCUCGUAAGACGCGUCGGAUGGACUUGCCGCGCCGCAUCGCGAGCGAAGAUGCAAACUGCUUGGACGAUUUUCUGCAUUGCUUCCCUUCUCUCGGGGACGCUGCUGGGGCAGGCCCCGCCCUUCUACCGCCCGCCCGUGGGGUACGGCGGCUUCAACUACCGCUCCGCCUUCGAGGACCACGGCACCCCGCAGCCUCGCAACCUCACCGGUGAGCCUCGCCCCAACCUCACUCCGGUCACUCCGGUGCCAGUGGCGAGGGCUGGGCCGGUGUCCGGGCACGCACUGGGCGCCUGGGCCAUCGUGGGCAUCGUGCUGGCGCUGCUGGCGGCGGGCUCGGGGGCCUACUUCGCGGUGCUGUGCUACCCGGUGCUGUGCCGCCGCCGAGUGCCCCUGCACGACCAGGAGGUGCACGUGUGACCCCUGCACCCUCUCUGCUGACCUCCAGCCCUCCGAGCGAGCUGCCGACCGACCCAAGAUCUCCAACCCUCCAAGGGCGUGCAGAAACAAACUGUUGUUGUGGUCCAUCAAGUACAAGUUGGUGGUCGUCCGACAGAUGGUGUGAUCUUGUGUGGUUGAACCACCGACCGACCCAAGAUCUCCAAACCCUUUCGGGUAACCCAUCAGUUACCAGUUGGUAGCCCUGUGAUGGACCUUGUGCUCACGAGAGGGCGGAGACCAGCAGGAGUGUCGGGUCGAGUGAGUGGGAGAGAGUUGACUGUAGUCCCUCCGGGUCCACUCGUGACUUUAUAGCGCGUCUCGUGAGCUCAUGUUUGUGUGAUCAGACACUCCGUGCUGUACGGAACUCCUUGGCUGAUUCAGACAUCUGGCGAGGUCUUCUUCUGGACGUGAGUGAGUUUCGAAUGUGGUGGAAAGCUCGCUGGUCUGGUUGGCCGUUCAGCUUGUUUUACAAACCUUGACUUUUUUCAAGUGCAAGACGAGCUGAAGUGUAGGUUGAACGAUAAUUUUCUUACUGAACGACCGAUAGUGUUUGAAAGGUGGACUUCGAGUGCAAAACUUUACAUAAUAAGAGUGCUGGAAGACUUUAUUUAAUAACUACAAUUCAAAAUACACUACAGUAUUAAGGGUAGCGUGAUCAGAAUAUUACUUGAUGUGAUAAAACUCGAUAAAUGAUUGUAAUAAGGCCAUAGAUGGACGAAAGUUUCUGUUUUAGAAAUAAUUGAAAUCUGAAGAGACAGAUUCGAAUGUAGAAAAAGCCCUGAGUGGGUAGAACUUUUGUAAAUAGAGGCUGUGUUAUCAAUUA